AUGGACACUCUUAUCAUUCCUAUCGCAUCCUGUUGCCAAGCUCACCUCCUACUCCUUCCCCCCCGGACCGGUAGGUGUUAUCCAAACCCCAUUGGUCUGCCGCAGAUUGCCUCCGCUUCCCGCUCAAAGCAGGCACUACUCAACUACACUAACGAUCACAAAAUGGCAGAUGCAUCUUUCCUGAUCAAGCAAAAACUGAGCCUACCUCCAAUAGAUCGCCUCAGCUCCACUGAUCAAUGCCUGCAGUGGCUGGAGGAUUUAUUCCAGCUAAAGCUGCGUACAAUGACAGCCAGACCCACAAUCCAGGAGGGAGCCAGGAGAGGAAAGAAUCAGAAGGUGGGAAAGUCACCUCCAAGCCUCAAUCCUCUAAAGACACUUCCUCGGCUAACCCCUCUUCAAUUUGGAUGGAGAAUCAGCAGUGGCCUGGCCUCGAAGGUGCAACAGACUGACCUCAGACGGCGGCGACUUAUGCCCCGAAUAUCAAGCUGCCCCCAGAGGAAGAGAGACUUAGCACACAAACGCCACCAAGUACGAGGAGAAGUAAAAUUGGCACAUAAGCGAGUUUUGGAAUGGUAG
Molecule: messenger RNA, 576 nt
Organism: Pelobates cultripes (western spadefoot toad)
Lineage: Eukaryota; Metazoa; Chordata; Amphibia; Anura; Pelobatidae
Source: the annotation of a GenBank genome assembly